GCUGGAGAAGAGAAGGCUUUGAGGAGACCUGAGAGUCCCUUUCAGUUCCUAAAAGGGCUCCCAGAGAGCUGGAGAGGGAGUGCUGUCUUACAUCUACUGCUGAUUUAUUAGAAAUGCACACUUAGAAAUAGUUUCCAGAUGUCACCAUUUCUGCGGGCUUGACGUGCUUUUUUAAUUUGAGAUUUUUUUUUGUGUGACUUUGGAGGAGGGAAGAAUCCCUGUUUCAAUGUGGAGGAGACAGUGACAAGCUCCUCCAACAGUGUGAAAUCGUGAGAUAGUUUGAAAUACAUUUGGAAACGCACCUUCAAACUGAGUGUCUUCAUCGAGUUUAUGGUGGAUGCCAGGGACUUUUUUUUUUAUUUUGGACCUCUUUCACACUCUGCCCUUCACCCCCUGCUCCCCAGUCCCACCCAUGCCCAUCAUUCUCACCCAGCCUGCAGAGCGUGUUGAGCUUCCCUCAUCCUUCUUCCUGCGAUGGAGCACUUGGGGAUUUGCUCAUCCCCUUCUCCCUGGCAGUGCGAGUUCCCUGCAGUCCUUUCUCUCCUUGCUCCCACCACACCCAGGAUCUUUCCAUGACCAAAUUCAGCAGGGAGGAGACCUUCUGACUCUGGGCUUCUCCCCAUUUCUCCACGAGCAGCUGGUGACCUGCGGCUCUCCCGCUCGUGCCGCGAUGGCCACGCCGGACGUCAGUGUCCACAUGGAGGAGGUGGUGGUGGUGACCACGCCGGACGGCGCCGUGGAUGGUGGCAUGGAGGAGGUCAAGACAGUGCUGGUCACCACCAACCUGUCCCAGCAUGGCGGUGACAUCAACGAAGACACUCUGGAGACUGAAAAUGCAGCUGCUGCAGCUGCUGCUGCCUUCACAGCCUCCACAGACCUGAAGGAAGCAGUUCUAGUGAAGAUGGCUGAAGAUGAGGACAGUUUGGAAGCAGAGAUUGUCUACCCCAUCACCUGUGGGGACAGCAAAGCCAACCUCAUCUGGAGGAAGUUUGUGUGCCCUGGGAUCAAUGUGAAGUGUGUGCAGUUUCACGAUCACCUAAUCAGCCCCAAGGAGUUUGUCCACCUGGCAGGCAAGUCGACCUUGAAGGAUUGGAAGCGGGCGAUCCGGAUGAACGGGAUCAUGCUCCGGAAGAUUAUGGACUCAGGAGAGCUGGAUUUCUACCAGCACACAAAGGUCUGUUCCAACACCUGCAGGAGCACCAAAAUUGAUCUGACUGGAGCCAGGGUGUCCCUGACCAGCCAGACAUCUACAGAGUACAUCCCCCUGACUCCUGCCUCUGCUGAUGUGAACGGAUCCCCGGCUACAAUAACCAUAGAAACAUGUGAGGAUGCCACUGAUUGGAGCACCAGCAUUGGAGAUGACACCUUUGCUUUUUGGCAAGGUCUGAAGGACAGUGGUCUCCUGGAAGAAGUGAUCCAUGAGUUCCACCAGGAGCUGGUGGAGACCAUGAAGGGCUUGCAGCAGCGAGCACAGGAUCCCCCACUGCAGCUCGGGGAUGCUGUUUUACUCAACAACAUAGUCCAGAACUUUGGGAUGCUGGAUCUGGUCAAGAAGGUCCUGGCCAGCCACAAGUGCCAGAUGGAUCGCUCGAGGGAGCAGUACGCACGGGAUUUGGCAGCUCUGGAGCAGCAGUGUGAUGAGCACCGCAAGCGAGCGAAGGAGCUGAAGCACAAAUCGCAGCAUCUCAACAACGUCCUGAUGACCCUCACACCUGUCUCCGUUCCCACGCCUCUGAAACGCCCCAGACUGACCAGGGCCACCUCUGGACCAGCUGCCAUCACCUCCCAAGUCCUGUCCCAGCCAGCGCAGCUCGCUGUCACUCCCGGCGUGCCGGUGUCCCAGAUUGCCAAUCUCCCUCUCGGCAAAGUGGUCUCAGCCCUCCCUCCUUCAGUGCUGGGAAAGAGCCCAGCCCAGCCCCCUGCUGUGAGCUCCCCAGCCUCCCCUCUGCUGGGGGGGUACACGGUGCUGGCCUCUGCUGGCUCCACCUUCCCCAGCACGGUGGAAAUCCACCCGGACGCUUCCAACCUGACGGUGCUGAGCACGGCUGCGGUCCAGGACGGCAGCACGGUGGUGAAGGUGGUGAGCCCCUUCCAGCUCCUGACACUUCCAGGACUUGGCACGACCAUCCAGAAUGUGACACAAAUAGCUCCCAGUGGGAGCACAGUCGUGACUGUCCCGUCUGGUGCCACCGAGGCUGCUGGGGACGAGCACGCUGCCGCCGCCAUCGAGGUGACUGCAGUGGCUGAUGAGGCGGAGCAGAAGUGAGAGGGGGGACUUGCCUGGAGGGACGCUGGCCGUGCCACUCUGGGGGGAACUGCCUCUUCUCUGGCUGUGCUGUGGGAUGAGGAGCGGUGUCGUGAGGGGCACGGGCUAACAGGACUCAGAGCAGCUUGUGUUGGGAGCAAAGAGGUUCAGGUCAGAGGGAAGGAGGGGGGAGGAAGGAUGCCUGGAGAAGGGAAAGGCAGAAAUGCUCUGCCUUGUUUGGAGGAGGGAAGAAACAAAGAGCUUAUUUUUUUAUAAAACUUUCCUCCCCUGUUCUCUUGGAAUAGCUUUCCUGCUCUGGGUCAUCAGUCCAGCCUUGUUGGCAGGCACAGCUGGAGCAGUGUCCAUCGGGAGGAGUGGACAGGAGCAGGGAGAACGCAGUAGCUAAAGGAAGCUGCUGAGGGGAUCUAGUGUGCAGGGAGCUGGCUGCUCCCCAUCCCAGGGGCUGCAGGAAUGGAGAGGGAUGCCAAGAGCAGGAAUUCCAUGGAUCUGUACAAUCACUGACACCAGGAAGGGCUCUGGCAGCAUGGGCACAGGCCCUGGGAGGAGGUUGGGUUUUGUGUGUGACACUGGCUUUGGGUGGCAGAAACAAAAGUGGGAGCUGAUGAGAUGGUGGGCAUGGUGGUUACCCAGGUCUGCUGGGGAAGGAGCAGGAAGGGAGGAACCCAGAGGGCUGAGAAGAGCUGUGACUCCUAAGGAUUUAGGGUCUUUUUCUAGUUUUCUCAAAAAAAGAAAAAAUCCAUUCUUGGGAUUUUUUUUUUUAAGCCAAUGGUGAUUUUUAAGCAAAGCCCUGGUUGGGAAGCUCAUUCUGCAUGGCAGAGCCGUGCUGCAGAGCGUGCAGAGCUGAGCCCCAUGGCUGUGCUCCAAGGAGCUCACACCUCCUCAUGAGGGGGACCCUGCUGUACCCAGCCCCCUGGGAGCCAGAUGCUGCCAUUCCUCCCUGCUGGGUUCAAGCAGCUGUUCUGUAAUGGGGUGCUCGACCCCCCAGUUCUCCUUCAGCCACCCCACUCGCUGCAGCUCUCACCAGGUCCCAGCCAGGGCCUGUGUGUCUCACGCUGUCUCCAGCUGGAAGGAGUUGGGUGCUUGGAGCAUUGGGGUUUCUCCAAACUUGAUCUGGCAACAGCAGCAAUGACAGGUCACUUUAUUGAGUAAUAAAUAUUUUUUUGAAAGAA
This is a messenger RNA of Catharus ustulatus (Swainson's thrush), 3435 nucleotides long. RefSeq names its product glucocorticoid modulatory element binding protein 2 (gene GMEB2). NCBI's taxonomy places the organism in Eukaryota, Metazoa, Chordata, Aves, Passeriformes, Turdidae. Gene Ontology annotation, cellular component: nucleus. The transcript has 9 exons. Gene Ontology annotation, biological process: positive regulation of transcription by RNA polymerase II. Bases 338 to 2266 code for a protein of 642 amino acids. The record is from RefSeq and is a predicted model, not a curated record. Gene Ontology annotation, molecular function: DNA-binding transcription activator activity, RNA polymerase II-specific; RNA polymerase II cis-regulatory region sequence-specific DNA binding.